Penaeus vannamei (Pacific white shrimp) is the source of this 1998-nucleotide messenger RNA. NCBI's taxonomy places the organism in Eukaryota, Metazoa, Arthropoda, Malacostraca, Decapoda, Penaeidae. The record is from RefSeq and is a predicted model, not a curated record.
CCAUUCAGAUCAGGUAUAUAUAUGAGCAGGAGUCGAGGGGUCUUCACGUCACCUCACCUGGACACAGAACAGGAUGCGAACCUUGGUCCUGCUAACCGUGCUGCUCGCCGCCACGUCGGCCCACGCGGACUGGAUCGACACCUUCACGAGCCAGAUUUCGAGUUUCUUCCAGACCUACGAAGAGGCACCUUACGCCGUCACCGAGAGCCAUGCCGGUUACGAAGAGCGCGUCUACCCCGCCCGGAAGUGGGUCUGCACUGAACACACGGCGCACCGAGAUGACGAAGAUGUGACGUCAUCCAUGUUCUGGAAACUCUUCCGAUACAUCUCUGGCAACAACAACAGAAACAAGAGAUCGAGGACUGUCGGCGGAUACAUGAACGAUGACGAGGAUUGGCUGGAGGAGGCCAACCGCCUUGCCGAGCUCAUCGAAGCAAAUGGCGAGACAGUUUCUCUCAGCCACAUGUACUGGUAUUGGUUUAAGGAACAUCUAUGGCGUAUCUUCAGUGUGGAGCAAUACGAGAAUUUUCCCAUCAUAUGCGCGUGUACCUGGUAUCGUCCUGCCACGCCCGCGGACCAAAAUGUCAGCCUGCAGGACCGCCCAGAAAUGACCGUGCUUACCAGGACUGUCGGCGGAUACAUGAACGAUGACGAGGAUUGGCUGGAGGAGGCCAACCGCCUUGCCGAGCUCAUCGAAGCAAAUGGCGAGACCGUCUCUCUCAGCCACAUGUACUGGAACAUCUAUGACGUAUCUUCAGUGUGGGAACAAUACGAAGAUAAUUUUCCCAUCGUGUACCUGGAGACACAGCCACCACCCCAGUGCCCAUUAAUCCUGGGCAUGUUUGACGUACCUGCCAGCGCUAUCGCCAAGAAGUUGGGCAUUUCCCUCCUUGCUCCUCCUGUCAUGCGAGGACACUUCGGAUUGCUCAACCCUUUCUUAGGUUUAAAUGCACGGUCACCUUCUGGCACAUGGGACUCUCGAAAUUUUCCUAAAGGAUACCAGGUGAAGGACACACACUUUCGUAACGAAAUCCUUUUGAAGAGGACAACGAAGGGAAUCUCUCAGUCUAGUUUUAUUCCACAACGCGCUGACAUUACUCCGAGAAUCUCGAGGAUGCGCUGCUUUUUGGUGCUGACCCUCUUCGUGGCCGCCGCGUCGGCGCUGCCGCCUUCCUGGGUGAGAAGCUUCCUGUCCAGAAAGCAAGAGGAAGCCAAGCCCAGCAAUGUCGUCGAGCAUGAGGGCUACGAGGAGAGGACAUACCCCGCCCGCAAGUGGGGUCUGCUGCACGGCGACACUGGCGAUGCUGAAGACGAGGACGACAGGGACAGGGCCAUGUUCAAGAGGCUGUACAGAUACAUCAGGGGAAACAACGACAUGCAAGAGAGACUGGCCAUGGGGGCGCCCGUGACGACCCAGGUCACCAUGGGCGAGUUCAGCAACGCCUACGAGAUGUGCUUCUACAUCGGCGAGGAUCACCAGGCCAGCCCGCCCGCGCCCAACGAUCAGCUGGUCACCAUCCAGGACCGCCCGCAGAUCACCGUGUUCACCAGGACCGUCGGCGGGUACAUGCACGACGACGAGGACUGGCUGACGGAGGCCGCCCGCCUGGCCCAGGUCGUGGAGGCGGGCGGGGAGGCUGUCUCCCAUGACGAUAUGUACUGGGUUGGCUACGACCCGCCCUUCAAGUUCUGGCACCGCCGCAACGAGGUCUGGCUCCUCAAGAACUAGGGAGGAGGUGUCGUCGAACUCCCUCUCCCUCAACUCCCGCCCUUCAAGUUCUGGCGCCGCCGCAACGAGGUCUGGCUCCUCAAGAACUAGGGAGAAGGUGUCGUCGAACUCCCUCUCCCUCAGGGCAAGGUCGCGCCACCGAGGGCAGGACGAAGGCAUCGAACAUCCGAGGAAGAUCUUUCGUUUUACUCAGAUUAUGUAUGCUAAUCAAAUUAAUUCCUGACUGUACUCUUGCACAGGAAGUGCCUUGAAAUGUCGGUACUGAAUCA